Vombatus ursinus (common wombat) is the source of this 792-nucleotide messenger RNA. RefSeq names its product major urinary protein-like. The record is from RefSeq and is a predicted model, not a curated record. NCBI's taxonomy places the organism in Eukaryota, Metazoa, Chordata, Mammalia, Diprotodontia, Vombatidae. The coding region runs from base 248 to 769 and encodes 173 amino acids. Gene Ontology annotation, molecular function: small molecule binding. The transcript is spliced from 6 exons.
AUUAAUUUUUUGUUGGCAAAAAGCACAUUAUUAAUCUGUCCUUAGGAUUUUUGGCUAGCAGUUACUCAUUGGCUAGUGACUCUGAAUAAAUUAGACUUUGAGGUAUUCAGAUUCCCUUAGUGCCACAUCAUCAGGAACCCCACCAAAGAAUGGGGUAUAAAGGCAACUGUCCAGAGAGCCCAGAGUAUUCAUCAGAAUCCUCAGACAUUCAGCUGCUGCUGAAGCAUCAGAGAAAAAUCCUGAGAAUAUGAAGAUCUUACUGCUGACUGUGGGGCUGGCUUUAGUCUGUGGCCUCCAGGCCCUCAAAAACAACAUAGAAGACACAUCAAAGAUUCUUGGAGAGCGGUUCACUGUUGCAUUGACCUCAAAUGUGACAGCUAAAAUUGAGGAAGGAGGUAGCUUAAAGCUAUUUGUCAAAAGCACCAAUAAACAUGGUGGCGUUUUCACUGGAGUCUUCUUCAAAAGGGAAAAUGGCAAAUGCAUUCAAUUUUCUUUGACUGCUUUCAAAGGAGAUGAUGAUCAAAUGUGUUUUUACUAUGAUGGACUGAAUGAUUUCUCCCUUCAAAGUAGCGAUUCUAAACAUGCUAUGUAUAUCUUGCAUAAUGUCCACAAUGGGAAGAUGAUCAUUUGGGCAGUACUCUAUGGUAGGACUCCAGACCUGCCAGAUGAAAUAAAGCAGAAAUUUGAGGAAAUGUGUGAAAGAUUUGGAAUUAGGAAGGAUCAAAUUAGAGACCUGUCCAAUGAUGAUCGAUGUGAGAAACUUAGGUAAGGAACCUCAUCCUGGCAUGCAGG